CCGGGGCCUGGCGCGGAGGCCUUCCCCGAGCUGUCAGGGCUGGAGAAAUACACCUCAUCUCCUGGCUGUGAAGCUCUUCCUAAAUUACCUUUUGGUGGUUUUUUUUUUUUUUUUUUUUUUUUGUAGCUAGGAUGCGUGUUCUGGAAAAGCAGAUAAACCUUUGUGGCGAGGGAAAGCGACUGGCGACGCUGGUCGGUUGUUGUGAGGGUUAAUUGGCUGUGAAAGCGUUGUUUGGUUUUAGUCAGAGCUUAUUAGUUGUGCGCGUCCAGACCUCGGAGUUUUUUUGUGCUUUUUCAGGUUAUAAUUGGAAGGAAGCGAAGGUGAGAGGUGCGGGAAGCAUGUCUCUGGCGGCAGGAGCUUUUUCUGAAUGCCACUCGCACGGGUGGAGAAGCAGCCAGGUCUGGCUGUUCUGAGACCUUGGGAAGUUUGGAUGAAACUUCCCCGAGAAGAAAACUAUUUCUUAGUGACAGAAUUAUGUGACCGUAUGACCUAAAUCCAUGGAUGGAUUUCCUCAAUCAGGUGUCUCAGUGACCCAGCAAACAUCUUAAGAAAUGAUGGCGGAUGAUUUAGAAAAAUUUAUUGAAGAACAGAAGGCCAAGUUGGCACAAGAUAAGGCAGAACUUGAAAAUUAUCCACCUUACAUGGAAAUGAGGGAUAAGGAAUCAGAGAAGCUUUCUGAGAUGAGCAAAAUGUUAAUCUCCAUGGCUAAAGAAAAUAUACCUCCAAAUAGUCAACAGAACUGUCCUUCAGGUGACUAUGGCUUGAGUUUACCUCUUGGAGAAGAAUAUGAACGAAAGAAACAUAAACUUAAAGAGGAACUUCGACAAGAUUAUAGACGAUAUCUUUCUCAGGGCAUUUCACAGGCAAAAAGAAAGAAAAAUUAUCUGACUACUGGUGAAGUAAAUCCAUAUACUCAGGGAUUAUCUCUUCCUAUUGAUGAGCGAAGGUCUGCCAAGGAGAAACUGCGGCUUGAAAGAAACAAGGAAUACAAUCAAUAUCUCAGGGAUAAAGAAGAAUGGAAUGAAAGGCUAAGGAAAUUAGGGAAGAAAAGCACAGAGAAUGAGAUGGACAGGAAUAAAAAACCAAUUGCUGUUACCAGGUUCCAGCCGGAACUAGGUACAGAAGUACAGCCCUAUAAUACAGAUGCAGAACCUCCCAAGAAAGAUGCCUUUACUUCCACAGAAGGUUAUGAAGAGCGGCUAAAUAAGAGGUGGCUGGAGGAAAACAGGUAUCAUAGGCUAGAUGAUGAAGUUCAAUUAGGAAGUCGACUAUUAAAUAAAAGACUCGAUGAAGAUUUGUAUGUUCCCAGUCGAAGACAUCGUGGUUUUGCUAGUCAAGCUGUAAUCCCUAUUAGGAAGCACCACAGACUUGAAGAAGAUAGUGAUUUUGGUAGAAGAUACUACAGAAUGGACUAUGAUCCUGAGAUAAGUGAAGAUAUGGACCCUAGAUUGAGAUGUCAAAGUGCUUAUGACAGGAAGGCUCCUCGGGUUUUUUAUACUGAAAGUGUGAUCAAAAGUCACGACUCUUUUAAAUGGCCCUAUCUGGAUGGAAUAGUAAGAGAUCAACCUGCAGAUUAUGAAGACGAAUUAAAGGAGAGAGCACGUGUGCAGCAGAUCUCAAGAACUGGAAAUUCUAGAAAUCAGGUACAAAUUAGUUCUUCAGCUAAUGAACAGGCCAAGUCUGCAGCUGCAAUGCCAUAUGCAACGGGCCUUGCUUUCGGUGGUCAGGACCAAGAACUUCUGCAAAGGAAAAAAGAGAAAUACAGGCAAGAACUAAUAGAACAGAUGGCUGAGCAACAGCAAAAUAAGAGACGUGAGAAAGAACUUGAGCUCUUAGUUGCUGCUUCUGGAGCUCGAGAUCCAGAGAAGGACCCAAAUAGAUGGAAGCAGUUUGGCUUGACAGUGAGAAGUUCCAGAGAGCAAGUAUCUCCUGAAAGGCCUAGGGUGGCUUUCCAAACUCCGGUGCCUGUUCCUUCAGCCUCUCCAUUCAAUGAAGACUUUCACAGGGGUAUAGCCAGCACUCUUGGGGAAAUAGCAGCUCCCAGGCUUGCACCAAUGCCACCGCCUCCACCACCAGUUUUGAUGCACGACUACAGAACCCCUUAUAAUGAUGCAUAUUACUUUUAUGGGGUUAGGAAUCCUUUGGAUCCCAAUCUUGCAUACUAUGGUACAGGUGUAAUGGGAAUGCAACCCACACCUUAUGUGGAUACUCCUUUAGGCCAAGUCCCAGUCGAGCAAUCUGUAGGUAACAUUGGACAGAGGAAUACAGGAGACAGACAAAGAAGCAUAGGAGUAUUUUCUGAAGAAGCAAAGCCUUCCAAAGAGGCAGCAUCAUCAUAUCAACAAGAACUACAACAGCAGAUAAAAGACAGAGAGCAACGUCACAGGCAAGAGAAAGAGGAUAAGAAACGUUACGAAGCCCAGUUACAAGCAGAAAUGAGGAAAUACAACCCCUGGGGAAGAGGUGGUGGUGGUGCUCCUCUCAGAGAUGCAGAAGGAAAUCUGAUAGCGGACUUGAGCAUGAUGCACAAGAAAACAGGAGACGCAUGCCAUAAUCCACAGGCAAGACUAGAUGAAGAUAAAAGGGCUGUUGAAUCUGUUGACCUUAAUCUGACCUCCCCGAGACCUGAGAACACAGAAGCAUCGACAAAUAAAAUAGCAGCUUCCCCCUCAGGUUUUACUUUGGCACAGACCUCUCCUUUCGCCCGAGGUAACGUGUUCCGUGAACCACCAUCUCCAGAGCACGUGAAGCGACAGGAGUCCUACAGGAACUUUCUUUGUCUACAGAUGGAGGAAAAGAAACGCAGGCAACAAGCAGAGCGAGAGAACCGUAGAAUAGAAGAAGAAAAAGAAGCACAACGUGUAGCUGAGGGGAGGAUGAAAAUUCAAAAAGAAUAUGAAGAUGAAUUAGAACAGAAAAGAAAGAAAGAGGAGCAAAGAUUGCAAAGGGAAGAAAGAAUUCGAUUAGAGGUAGAGAGGAGAAAAGAGGCAGACGAAAGAAGAAAAGAUACAGAAAAGCAAGACGAGCAGCUUAGACAAAAUGUUGAUAAAGAAAAGAUGGAAGAGGAGAAGAAAAUGGUUUCAAGGCAGCCUUCAAGGCAGCCUUCUCCUGUCAUUCCUGCUCUUCAGAACAAAGCAAUAAGAAAACAAGAAAGGAUUCCCUCUGCUGAGAGCCAUAUCUCUUCUGCACAAUUUUCAAGGCAGCCUUCAAGGCAGCCUUCUCCUGUCAUUCCUGCUCUUCAGAACAAAGUAAUAAGAAGAGAAGAAAGAAUUCCCUCUGCUGAGAGCCAUAUCUCUUCUGCACAAGAUCCUCCAGAAUCAAGGGCUCCUUCUCCACCUGUCCCUGCUAUAAGAAAUCAGUUGCGUGCAGUCGGGGAAAAAAGGAAUGUGGUAAAUGACUUACUAGAGAUGAGGAAGCGGCUCCAUAGUGAAGAGAGGCAACUGCAGAAACAGUCACAAAAUGCAGUCACUGGUGAUGAGGUACCAAUUACACGUGGGAGGAGAGAGAAGAAUCCAAAGGACGUAUUUGAGAUGGGCAGGCUGCAGGCUCCAGUAAGGCCACCUUCAGCAAAGGAAGCACAAGCUCCUGUCAAUAUACAGAAUAUCUGGGAAUUUAAUGAACUUAAAUACAAAGAUUCUGAAACACGUAUAGGCUUGAGACACAUGUAUCCUGAUCCUCCAAAAGAUGACCAGACUCUAGAGAUUCAACAGCAGGCACUGUUGAGGGAGCAGAAGAGGAAACUUGACAGACUGAGAAUGAGAAGAGAAACAGAAGAUGAUUCUGCUUCUGGCUGUAGUCCACAAACCAUGGAAGGGCUCAGGAAUGAAUCUGUUGAAUGCUUGAAAAAUUCACUGUUGGAAUCGGAUAGUGCUUUUAUUGAUGCUAAUGGGGAAGUGUUUCCUGCCUCACGAGAAAUCAAUUUAUCACCACAGCUUCCUCCUUCUGCAAGGGAGAGGAGACGAAUGAAGCAGAGAGCUUUGGAGUGUGCUGAGGAUGUUCCCCUGGGCCAGACACCGUUGCUGCAGCCUGACAGCUUUUCUUUGCACUCGAGCUUCAGCCUCGACAUUGAUCAGUUGAAAGGCAAGAAUGAAGAACGAUUGUGGAGACUGACUGAACAACAGCAGAAAUCUGCUCACUUAGGUGAGGACAUCUCCCUGGGAGAAGCAGAUGACCUUUUGAAGCACGCUCCACCCAACGCUGGCAGACGGCCCAGUUCUGUUGACACAGUUGCAACAGAGCCCUGGCUGCGACCAGGAACUUCAGAGACCCUCCAGCAGCUCAUGGCUGAGCAGUCAAGCCCAGCAAAGCUCUCGCCUGAAGCCAGGCUGCAGCUCAGCUGGCAGGGCCUCUCCACUGCUCAUGGCUGAGGUGGGAACCAGCUGUGCCUUGCAGCAGGAAGGGGCUGUUCAGCACUACAGCCCUGAUGGGUCUCUUCCAUGGAGGUGGUGAGCAGGGUGUGGAAUUUUAAACAGCAAUAAUAAAGGAACAGGAGGUGCAGUGUAAUGUUAGAGCAGGGAUGGUUCUUUUUCUGUUACAUGAUGAGGGAAGUGGAGGAAGAGCUUGGCAGCUUUUGCACUUUUGAUUCAAGUUCAGCCUCAGAGCUGGGCUUACCACAAAGAUUGUGUGUGUGUGUGAAUUUGAUAUUAAAUCAAAGUUAAUUUUUAGUUUUGUUUAUAGCCAGACUCCUAAAGUAACCUAACUACAGAGAUGCAUUUUAAGCUUUUUAGCAAAAGAGUAAAUAACUUGGAGAAGGGCACUUGCUUUUCAUACAGUGAUGAGUACUAUCCUGCGUGAAAGCUCAGCAAACAGUUUUAUGGGAAAAAAUACUAUUAGCAAUUUAACUUAAGUUCCCUAACCUGUUAUGUGCUGGAUAUACAGAUAUCGUUGCAUAUAUUUAAUUUAUGGUUCUGAUUUAAGACUUAAUAAAUUAUUUUGGUACUAAAAUGUGAA
Apus apus (common swift) is the source of this 4950-nucleotide messenger RNA. It is a transcript of the gene CSPP1, whose product is annotated as centrosome and spindle pole associated protein 1. Gene Ontology annotation, cellular component: centrosome; microtubule; spindle pole. The record is from RefSeq and is a predicted model, not a curated record. Bases 552 to 4367 code for a protein of 1271 amino acids. Gene Ontology annotation, biological process: positive regulation of cytokinesis. The transcript has 34 exons. Lineage: Eukaryota; Metazoa; Chordata; Aves; Apodiformes; Apodidae.